Molecule: messenger RNA, 2822 nt
Organism: Rattus norvegicus (Norway rat)
Lineage: Eukaryota; Metazoa; Chordata; Mammalia; Rodentia; Muridae
Source: RefSeq, a predicted model, not a curated record
GCUGAAGACUUCACCAAGCUGGGUCUCAGCACACAGCAGUGCCCCACUGACUCAGCCAGAAAACUGUGACUUGUCUGCCUCCUGCUGCAGCUCCAGCCAUUGUCUCUAGGGAGUAGAAGCCUCUGGGUUGGGUUUCGCUGAGUGCUCAGUAGCUUGUCUUGCUCAGUUCUGAGACGGCUCACCCCUCUGUCAGCUUGUCCCCUUCUCCAUCGCCCGUGACUCUUGAAGGCCGGAAGCAUGCACCCACUAAGGUUUAAAAUGGAACAUUUCGAUGCGUCACUCAGUACCUAUUUCAGGGCAUUACUGGGCCCCCGAGACACACGAGUCAAAGGAUGGUUUCUUCUGGACAAUUACAUCCCUACGUUUGUCUGCUCUGCCAUUUAUUUACUCAUCGUGUGGCUGGGACCAAAAUACAUGAAAAACAGGCAGCCGUUCUCUUGCCGAGGCAUCCUGGUGGUGUAUAAUCUUGGGCUCACCCUGCUGUCUCUCUACAUGUUCUAUGAGUUGGUGACAGGUGUGUGGGAAGGCAAAUACAACUUCUUCUGUCAGGGAACACGCAGCGCAGGAGAAUCAGAUAUGAAGGUUAUUCGUGUCCUCUGGUGGUACUACUUUUCCAAACUCAUAGAAUUCAUGGACACCUUUUUCUUCAUUCUUCGUAAGAACAACCACCAGAUCACAGUCCUGCACGUCUACCACCAUGCCACUAUGCUCAACAUCUGGUGGUUUGUCAUGAACUGGGUUCCCUGCGGCCAUUCGUACUUCGGUGCGACGCUCAACAGCUUCAUCCACGUCCUCAUGUACUCGUACUAUGGCCUGUCCUCUGUCCCUUCCAUGCGUCCCUACCUCUGGUGGAAAAAGUACAUCACUCAGGGGCAGCUGGUCCAGUUUGUGCUGACAAUCAUCCAGACCAGCUGCGGGGUCAUCUGGCCGUGCUCCUUCCCUCUCGGGUGGCUGUACUUCCAGAUCGGAUACAUGAUUUCCCUGAUUGCUCUCUUCACAAACUUCUACAUUCAGACUUACAACAAGAAAGGGGCCUCUCGGAGGAAAGAGCACCUGAAGGGCCACCAGAACGGGUCUAUGACUGCCGUCAAUGGACACACCAACAACUUUGCUUCCCUGGAGAACAGUGUGACGUCAAGGAAGCAGCGGAAGGAUUGACAAGCCGAGCCGAAGCCUCCAGACCAAGGCGUGUGAUUGUAAGCACAGUAUGAGUUGUGCCCUGACGCUCACAACAGCUGCUGUCAUAGUCUGGCCCUACUAUCUGCAGUGUGACUUAUGUAGGACCGUUUUCAUCAGUUCAAAACCCCUAGAAUAUGUAUACAGAUUAUACAAGUAGGCAUACGAUUCUCUCACAUUUCUGGGCUCUCAUCGCCCCCCGCGCUAGACUGUGGAAAGGGAAUGUUGUUGUAGUAUACGACACUGCUGUUGCCUUAUUAGUUGUAACACGAUAGGUGCUGAAUUGUGGUUCACAAUUUAAAACACUGUAAUCCAAACUUUUUUUUUUUUAAGUGUAGACCAUGCAUGUGACUGUAAAUUUGUACAGUGUUGUUAACAGUAGAAGAACACACAUGCCUUAAGACUUAAAAAGCAGGGCCCAAAGCUUAUUAGUUUAAUUAGGGUAUGUUUCGACUUUGUAUUCAUUUGUAAUAGCUCUGUUUAGAAAAAUCAAAUGCGUGAUUUAUGAAAUUAGUGUGUGAUGUGUAACUACAAGUGACUGGGAGAUGCGAAACCUGACGGUACCUUCCGUUUUACAUAAGCAGGCUCAAGUCUAGUGGGACAGUCAGUUUAACUUUUUAACAAAUCUUAUUUUUUUAUUUUGAGUGCCACUAUCAAUGUGUUUAAAGAGGUGGGGAAAGGGUCCCAAGCAUCUGGAGGCACUUAUGUACCUGUCCCUGGUCCCCCAGAGUCUAGGGCCACUGUAGGGUGAGUAGGCCACUUUUUAUUUCUGAAGUGCUUAGUGUUUUUAUACAGGAGAGAAAAAGGGCCAUUCUGUUUCCCACCACUUGGAGAGAGGAAACUACCUUUCAGGAAAGGUGAUUAGACAUUUAUUAUGUGACAGUCACACACACGCCCAGUGAUGGGAAACUGGUUGCCUGGGUCCAAAUUUUUUUUGUUCUUUUCUGUAGUGCUACUUUGACAUACCCUUCCUUUUAAAAUGUGCCUAAUUUACCAAGAGACCAGGAAGCACCGUAAUCAUUUUGAGGCAAAAUUAAAGAGCUGGAGCACGCAGGAACUGGGUGUUUGGGGAGCAAUCGCUUUAUUCAGUGUAAAUCUCGGUGGCAUCUGUAAUUUUUUUCUGCUUAGCAUCUAAAGAUUGAUUUAAAGCGCUUGUUUAAAAGUAACAGAUAGUGCGCUGGAGACGUUGGUCAUACAAGUGGGGACUAUUGUUACAUGUGUCAUCUUUAAAGUGUUGAAAGUUUAGCCUUUGAACACCUUCUGCAUUGAAGAAAAUUGAUUGAACCACUCGUGACACAUCCUAGAAGACAAUUGACAAUGUACAAACUAAUUGUGGGUUUGAUAUUUAUGUAAAUACCAGUUUACCAUGCUUUAAUUUUGCACAUUCAUAUUCUAAGGAGCCAGUUGGUCCUCAUUAGCCUCUGUUUGGACGGAGUUGCAGCGUCUGUUUACAUUGAUCUUCUCUAAUCUAGAGCGUCCAUGUGUGUCUCCAUCCGAGGGUACCGCUCGCAGGUUCUUUACAUAUCUUAGUACAAAACUAUAACAUUCAGUAGUGUGCUGUCAAAGUGUGCUUAGCUCAUCUGGAUAUACCCACACUGUCAAAUAAUGUCUAAACAUUAAUCAUUAAAACCUUUUUGAUUACCCGG